UAUCAAAAGAGACAGAGAAUCGAGUCACAUUUAGUACGUUUUAAAACGAAGUAGCGAUAAGUUCGUGUGUCCGUGUGCCCCGAACCGCUAAGCUCUAAGUGUGUGCAAAAGAAAAGAAAAUUGUUGUAAAAAUCCAUCAUGUUAAUCAAAGAAUUCCGUGUUACUUUGCCAUUGACCGUUGAAGAGUACCAAGUAGCUCAAUUAUUUUCGGUGGCCGAAGCGUCGAAAAAUGAAACGGGUGGUGGCGAAGGCAUCGAAGUUAUAAAAAACGAACCGUUCACCGAUCAUCCACUUCUCAAUGGCAAAUACAGUUCGGGACAAUACACCUAUAAAAUAUACCAUUUGGCUUCGAAAGUGCCCGCAUUCAUUCGUUUGGUGGCACCAAAAGGCUCACUAGAAAUACACGAAGAAGCAUGGAAUGCCUACCCAUACUGCCGAACAGUCCUAACCAAUCCGGGAUAUAUGAAAGAGAAUUUUAUUAUUUGUAUUGAAACGUUACACAUCGGUGAUGUUGGCAAUCAAAACAAUGUGCACGAGCUACCCGCUGACAAAUUGAAAACCAGAGAAGUGGUUCACAUCGACAUUGCCAACGAUCCAGUCGCCACAAAUGACUACAAAGCAGCAGAGGAUCCAGCCACAUUUAAAUCGGAGAAAACGGGCCGUGGACCAUUGGUUGGCCCCGAUUGGAAGAAUAAUGUAACGCCUGUGAUGACUUGUUACAAAUUGGUAACUUGUGAAUUCAAAUGGUUGGGUUUGCAGUCAAAAGUGGAGAGUUUCAUUCAGAAAACUGAACGAAGGCUGUUCACCGUGUUCCAUCGUCAACUGUUCUGUUGGAUGGAUCGUUGGUAUGGUUUGACAAUGGAGGACAUUCGUGCUCUGGAAGACAAAACCAAAGAGGAAUUAGAUCGACAGCGUCAACAUGGAGAUGUGCGUGGAAUGCGUGCUGAAUAAGUAAAAUGUCAAGUUGCCCCUCUCGUCUCCAUUCGCAACGCAAUGAGAAAAAAAAAACAUGUGUGUUGCAUGAGAAAUCGACGGAAGCUGAACCAACAUUUAAAUAUUUAACAAAAAAUUAAACAGUAAAAAAAAAUUUGCAAAAUUCUAUAAAUAAAUUGAAAGUGAAAGCAAAACAAAAAAAAGAAUUAUGGAAAAAUAAAAACGAAUGAAAAAGAAAAUUUGUUGUAAAUUA
Messenger RNA from Sitodiplosis mosellana (orange wheat blossom midge), 1186 nucleotides. It is a transcript of the gene vib, whose product is annotated as phosphatidylinositol transfer protein beta isoform. Gene Ontology annotation, molecular function: phosphatidylinositol binding; phosphatidylcholine intramembrane carrier activity; phosphatidylcholine binding. Bases 139 to 951 code for a protein of 270 amino acids. Gene Ontology annotation, biological process: phospholipid transport. The record is from RefSeq and is a predicted model, not a curated record. Gene Ontology annotation, cellular component: cytoplasm. Lineage: Eukaryota; Metazoa; Arthropoda; Insecta; Diptera; Cecidomyiidae. The transcript has 7 exons.